GGGAGCAGGAGGUAUCGCGAGAGUUAGCCUCACCUCCUUGUGGGCGGUGUAACUAUGGCGAGCUCCGGAAUCGAGACGGAGCAGGAGCCGCUCUUAGGCGACCGCACACCCGGAAGCAGAGAAUGGGAUAUUAUAGAAACUGAAGAGCAUUAUAAGAGUCGAUGGAUAUCUAUUAGGGUUCUGUAUCUUACUAUGUUUUUAAGCAGUAUAGGAUUUUCUAUUGUGAUAAUGUCAAUAUGGCCAUAUCUCCAAAAGAUUGACCAGACAGCUGAUGCAAGUUUUUUGGGCUGGGUUAUUGCUUCAUUUAGUCUUGGCCAAAUGGUAGCUUCACCUGUACUUGGUUUGUGGUCUAAUUAUAGACCAAGAAAAGAACCUCUUAUUGUCUCCAUCUUCAUUUCGGUCGCGGCUAACUGCCUCUAUGCAUAUGUCCACGUUCCAGCUUCUCAUAAUAAAUACUACAUGUUGGUUGCUCGUGGUUUGGUGGGAAUUGGAGCAGGAAAUGUAGCAGUUGUUAGAUCAUACAUCGCUGGUGCUACUUCCCUUCAGGAAAGAAUAAGUUCCAUGGCAAACACAAGUGCAUGUCAAGCAUUAGGUUUUAUUCUAGGUCCAGUUUUUCAGACUUGUUUUGCACUCAUUGGAGAAAAGGGCGUGACAUGGGAUAUCAUUAAGCUGCAGAUAAAUAUGUACACAGCACCAGUUUUACUUGGAGCAUUCCUGGGAGUUUUAAAUAUUAUUCUGAUCCUUACUCUAUUAAGAGAACAUCGUGUGGAUGACUCAGGACGACAGUGUAAAAGUGUUAAUUUUGAAGAAGCAGGUGCAGAUGAAGUUCAGUUUCCCCAAGGAAAUAUUGAUCAAGUUGCUGUUGUGGCCAGCAAUGUUCUGUUUUUUGUGGUCCUAUUUAUCUUUGCCCUUUUUGAAACCAUCGUUACUCCAUUAACAAUGGAUAUGUAUGCCUGGACUCGAGAACAAGCUGUAUUAUAUGGUGGAAUAAUACUUGCUGCUCUUGGAGUUGAGGCAAUUAUUAUUCUCAUGGGGAUUAAAUUACUUUCUAAGAAGAUUGGUGAGCGUGCAAUUCUACUGGGAGGACUCAUCAUUAUAUGGGUUGGCUUCUUUAUCUUUUUACCUUGGGGAAAUCAGUUUCCCAAAAUACAGUGGGAAGAUUUACAUAAUAAUUCAAUCCCUAAUAUCACAUUUGGGGAAAUUAUUAUUACUCUUUGGAAGUCUUCAAGAGAAGAUCACAAUGAAGGACCCACUGGUUGCCCAAUUGAACAAGCCUGGUGCUUCUACAUCCCCAUGAUCCAUCUGGCCCAGUUCCUCACAGCAGCUGUGCUAAUCGGAGUAGGCUAUCCAUCCUGCAAUGUUAUGUCCUAUACGUUGUAUUCAAAAAUUCUGGGACCAAAACCUCAGGGUGUGUACAUGGGCUGGUUAACAGCUUCUGGAAGUGCAGCACGGAUUCUUGGACCUGUGUUCAUCACCCAAGUGUAUACUUCCUGGGGUCCGCGAUGGGCAUUCAGCCUUGUCUGUGGAAUAGUGGCACUUACCAUAAUGCUACUGGGUGUGGUUUACAAAAGACUUGUUGCUUUUUCUGUAAGGCAUGGAAGGAUUCAAGAGUAACCUAACUAACACUGUGAUGGAAGGUACUUGUAUGGGGCUUCUUCUUCCAGGACUCUGCAAGACCAUUGCUAUAAGUCAAUUUCCAAAAGUCAGGCUACAAAUAUUGUGUAUUUUGAAUAACAAGAAUAUAUAUUGAAUAAUACAGGGAAUUCUAUGUAUAAAUAUGAACAGUAAUAUAUAAAAACACUCUGGUUCAUAAUUUCCAUAUUUCAAAAAGUAUUCUUCAUAUAAUAGCUCUUUAGCAGUUGCAUGAACUCAUGAGUGAAUGGACAGUGGUUUAUAAAUAUGAAGUUGUGCUCUUAAUUCAAACUGCAGAGGUGUCAUUAAAAUAAUGAGAAAAUAUUUAUGUAGUGAAACGAUAAGGAGAGUUCUGUAUGAAUUACUAAAAAUGAAAUUAUAGAAAUUAUUUACCUAAAUAGAGGUUCCUAUGUUUGAAGAUACCUACUUUUUAUUUAUUUAAAAAAUGCAGCUUCUAUUAUCAAAUUUCCUUAUGCAACACAAAUCAUAAAAUUUUCCAUUUACCAUGCCUGCCAUCCUACCUUACCUUCUAGAAGUCAUUAUUUUUAAUUCUAUACCUUCUGACCUAUUUUGGUUCCCUAAGUUAAUAGGAAAGUACAAAUAAUGCUAAUAUUUGAGCAAUAAAGAUUAAGAUAUCAAGAUGGAUUUCAUUACCUUUAGUAGGACUAAUUGUUUUUUUCUUUCAAAUACUAAUAAAUAAUUCACUUCAGAAUCAUAAGCCAGAUAUAUUACUUUAUACAUAUACUGAGUAGCCAACUGUUUUUUAAAAUACUGUCAUUUUUCAGCUCCCUUAAAUUCUGGAGAAAAACUAUCACUUUAAUUAUUUAAUUAAAUUAUUUAAUUUAUUUACUUUUCCCAUCUCUCAGUGGUGGCAGGGAAGACAUAGCAGUUUUCAAGCUAUGUCUCUGUAACUAUUCCAAACUGCAGAAUUUUAAAUUUGAAUAGGCCAUGACAGCCCUAAUCUAGUUAGGCUAAUAAAUAUUUGAGGUAAAAUUGCUUUAAUCUAACAGGUUACUGAUUUUACUUGAAGUUGGCUAAAUCAUACUCUCUAUGUGUACAUUUCUACCUCUACAUAAGUUGAAUGCUGAUAAAAAGAACUAAUAUAGAAUUAUGUAUAUGGAUAAUUAAUAAUUACCAAAAUAUGCAAAAAUAUUUCUAAAUAUUUUUCCAAAUGUUUCCUACUCUAAGUUCUAUUUUCAAAUCUGAAAGUGAACAAGUAAGUAAACACUGUAAUCUGCACUUUA
Molecule: messenger RNA, 2876 nt
Organism: Hyaena hyaena (striped hyena)
Lineage: Eukaryota; Metazoa; Chordata; Mammalia; Carnivora; Hyaenidae
Gene: MFSD8
Product: major facilitator superfamily domain containing 8
Exons: 12
Coding region: 55-1614 (519 amino acids)
Biological process (GO): transmembrane transport
Cellular component (GO): lysosomal membrane
Molecular function (GO): transmembrane transporter activity
Source: RefSeq, a predicted model, not a curated record